AAAACCUCGCUUCGGCCUACAUAAAAACACCUCUUUUGCUCGACUUGCAAAACCCUUUCACGCCGCAAUCAUGUCCGGCCUCAGCCGACUGCGACAUCUCUCUCCGCGGCUGCUAACUCUCCUGAAACCUGCUAGCCGAUCAUAUGGAUCGGCUGCGGCCCAGCUCCAUUACGACUCUGACUUUGACGACGACGAGGAGCUGCAGCAACACGGUGUGGUGGGAACGGAGGGGUCGGUCCCGGGGAGAGGUGUCCAGUGGGUUUUGAUAGGCCAUCGAGGAGGCCAGAGACACGUUUAUGCCGAGAGGCUCUCGAAGCUUCUAGAAGUCCCUCACAUUUCCAUGGGCAACCUCGUCCGCCAGGAGCUCCAUCCUCGCUCUUCUCUCUACAAGCAGAUUGCAAAUGCAGUUAAUGAAGGGAAGCUUGUUCCGGAGGAGAUCAUUUUCACCCUGUUGUCAAAGAGGCUGGAAGAAGGAUACUACAGGGGCGAGACUGGGUUCAUUUUAGAUGGGAUUCCUCGAACAAGAAUGCAAGCUGAGAUUCUUGACCAAGUCACUGAUAUUGAUUUAGUCGUGAACUUCAAAUGCACAGAAGAACACAUGGUGAAUCUGGGAGAUGGAAAGUUUUCUCCCUGUUGCGGAUAUCAUAGCAUGAGCAAUGCUGGGUGUGAUUUUAAUCUGCAGACUCGGGAAAAUCAACUAAAACCCUUUUCUUCUGAUAGUGGAGGCCUGUGGAAGGAAAAGUUCCAUAUCUACUCAGAGCAGAGCAAGCAGUUGGAAGAAUACUAUAGGAAACAGAAGAAACUUCUUGAUUUUCAUGUGGCAGGCGCACCUGGAGAGACCUGGCAGGGGCUGUUGACUGCAUUACACCUCCAGCAUAUGAAUGCUGUUAGCUCUUCAAAGAAGCUAACUGCAUGAUUUGUUUUCAUCGGGUCUUUUGCCUGCCCAAUUAUUUUCAUUUAAGCAUAUUAGUAAAUAUAUUUGUGAGAACCACAGUGAGUGAGUAUUGAAGCCUUUGGAUCCUAAUACUUGGAUUCAGGUUUGAAUUUUUGGCGUUUUUCUUACUUAUCAAAAAAAUUUUUUUGGCGUUUUUCUUAUUUUACCAAGUGCCAUGCACUGUUUGUACGUGUGAUGUAGUUCUGAUGAGAGGCUAAAAGCAGAGAAGAAUACUUGGAUGUAUGACCAUCAUUAUAAGUGAAAAUGUUCUGUUUAUUGCUGUUCCCCAA
Carya illinoinensis is the source of this 1224-nucleotide messenger RNA. RefSeq names its product probable adenylate kinase 7, mitochondrial. The transcript is spliced from 4 exons. Gene Ontology annotation, molecular function: AMP kinase activity; ATP binding. Lineage: Eukaryota; Viridiplantae; Streptophyta; Magnoliopsida; Fagales; Juglandaceae. Bases 71 to 916 code for a protein of 281 amino acids. Gene Ontology annotation, cellular component: cytoplasm; mitochondrion. Gene Ontology annotation, biological process: nucleobase-containing compound metabolic process. The record is from RefSeq and is a predicted model, not a curated record.